Strongyloides ratti is the source of this 1281-nucleotide messenger RNA. RefSeq names its product Doublesex-and mab-3-related transcription factor 3. The transcript is spliced from 2 exons. Gene Ontology annotation, biological process: regulation of transcription by RNA polymerase II; sex differentiation. The record is from RefSeq and is a predicted model, not a curated record. Gene Ontology annotation, molecular function: DNA-binding transcription factor activity, RNA polymerase II-specific; RNA polymerase II cis-regulatory region sequence-specific DNA binding. Gene Ontology annotation, cellular component: nucleus. NCBI's taxonomy places the organism in Eukaryota, Metazoa, Nematoda, Chromadorea, Rhabditida, Strongyloididae. Bases 1 to 1281 code for a protein of 426 amino acids.
AUGCAAUCUGCAUUUCAUAUGCCUGUAAGACAGGAUUUGAUUUCUCAGAAUGAUAUCUCUGGAUCCUUGAUCCAAAAUAACCAUCAAUACUCUAAUGUUAAUUUACUUAGUGUUGCAGCAUCAGUUGCUGCAUCAUUACCAUUUAAACCUGAUGGUGUUAGCUAUACUAAGCGUGUACCUAAUUGUCAAAAAUGUGGUCAACAUGGAAUUAAAAGUCGUCUUAAAGGUCAUAAAAGAGUUUGCCGUUUUAAAGACUGUAAUUGUCCUAAAUGUCAAGUUGUUACAGAACGCCAAAAAUUAAUGGCAGAUCAAAUUAAAAUAAGACGAAGACAAAGAAAAGAUACAAUUUUGAAUCUUACCCGUGAAAAAAUAACUCAAUCAUUAAAUGCUGUUGCUGCAAUUACAAAUGCUUCAGCACAAUUCCCAUAUGUUAAUGGGUUAAAUUUACUUUGCCAAAAAAUUAAUCAACCAACAACUGUUAAUCAACUUCUUCAAGCUCAAUCUAAUUCAUUGGCUAAUUCAUUAAAUUAUUCAAAUCAACAAAAUUCCCUUUCAUACCUCUCUGCAGCUGUCGCUGCUGCUGCCGGUCAUCAACAAGCAAGUGAUCUUUUAAAGAUUCAAGCUGCUACAAAUGUACCAAACAUAUCUACUGCUAAUAUUCAAGCAACUAUUGGUACAUUAUCAUGUGGUAAUACUAGUUCUGGAUCUCCUAUUCAAACAAACAUCUCAACUCCAUUGCCAUUGAUUUUAACAACAAAUGGAAAUACUUCUCCUACAUCUUCAAACACUACCUCUAUUGGAACGAUGCCAUCAUCUCCAGGAACAAUUACAGCAACCUCACCAACAUCCUCAUCUGUAUCAUCUGGUACAAGCUCUAGUGAUGAAAAUACACCUAUUGCUGCACCUAUUGCUAUUAAUCCAUCAUCUGGUAUAAAUAUUGCAACAUCAUUACCUAAUCCAUUAACAACUAUUUCAACAACAACUCAACAACCAACAAAUGAACAACUUUAUUCAUUUUUGGCUAAUUUUAAACUUUUUGACCAACAAAAUCUUGUUGGAGGAAAUACUACUAAUAAUAUUAGUGGUCUUACAAUUCCAGCUGAAUUUCUUUGUGGAACACAACAAUCUAUUAUUCAGAAAGAUGACAAUUUUGUAGCUACAGUUGCUGCUGCUAUAGCAGCUUCACAAGUAUCACGAACAAUUGAAUCUCCUAUAAAAGUAGAAGAAGGGACUUCUGUGAAUAAUAAUAAAAACACAUUUAUUGACGUUUGCUCUGUAUAA